Molecule: messenger RNA, 3297 nt
Organism: Scylla paramamosain (green mud crab)
Lineage: Eukaryota; Metazoa; Arthropoda; Malacostraca; Decapoda; Portunidae
Product: serine/threonine-protein phosphatase 2A activator-like
Exons: 7
Coding region: 224-1546 (440 amino acids)
Biological process (GO): mitotic spindle organization
Cellular component (GO): protein phosphatase type 2A complex; nucleus; cytoplasm
Molecular function (GO): protein tyrosine phosphatase activator activity; peptidyl-prolyl cis-trans isomerase activity
Source: RefSeq, a predicted model, not a curated record
CCUGUAGCAUCAUGAUCAAGAUCAAGAUCAUCCGAUGUCUGCCAAGUAAACAAAUAACUGCAAACGUAUUUCAGUGACUUGAGACAUUGAAUUAACUAAAUUAUAAGUUAAAGAAGCACCAUAUAUAGCUGUGGUACAUUUUCUUUUCCGUCGUUCACAUUGCCUGUGAUAUUAAAAUAGCGAAAUUGUGUAUGUAACAACUUGUUCGUUGUGGGAGGAAGACAUGUGCAGCGAAAUGCCAAUUGAUUGCGGACAUCACAAAUUUGAGGAGCCAAAGCGUGCUGUGCUUUGUCCUGCUGAUGUGAAGAAAUGGGAACAGUCCUCUGCCUACCAGGAUAUUUUAGGCUUCAUAACAUCUAUGAAUGUAGCAGUGAAGGGCAAGAAAACCAGUGCACCAUGUAUCACCAGCUCACUCACAACAAGUCUGCUAAAAAUGUUGGACACCAUCAGCCAGUGGGUUGGUGACAUCCCUCCAAUUGACCAGCCUCAGCGCUAUGGGAAUAAAGCCUUCAGAGACUUCUAUUCAAGAUUUAAGGAGCAAGGUGAAAGAAUCAUGAGAGAGGCACUGCCUGAAGAAUUUCAUCCAGCUGUUGCAGAGAUAGCAGUUUAUCUUCAAGAAAGUUUUGGUAACUCUACAAGAAUUGAUUAUGGUACUGGGCAUGAGCUGUCCUUUAUCAUGUUCCUUUGCUGUUUAUUCAAAAUAGGAGCAUUGAAGCAAGAAGACUCAGCUGCUGUUGUGACACAGAUAUUCAACAGGUACCUUUCCUUGUGUCGUAAACUUCAGACAACUUACAAGAUGGAGCCAGCAGGGAGUCAAGGAGUUUGGAGUUUGGAUGAUUACCAGUUCAUUCCAUUCAUUUGGGGAUCAUCUCAACUUCAAAUGAACCCAAAAAUUUCUCCAGAGAUGUUUUGCAAUGAAAAAACUGUUAAUGACAAUGCAGAUGACUACAUGUUCCUCAGUUGCAUCAAAUUCAUAUUAUCAGUAAAAACUGGACCCUUUGCUGAACAUUCCAAUCAGCUAUGGAAUAUCAGUGGUGUUCAGUCCUGGACUAAAAUCAACCAAGGUUUGAUCAAGAUGUACAAAGCAGAGGUGCUACACAAGUUCCCAGUUGUGCAGCAUGUACUCUUUGGUAGCAUCCUGUCCAUUUAUCCUGCCACAGAAAUGGUGUAUUACCCACCAUCUGGGACUGAUAUGCCUCCUCUUAGCAGUAAAAAUCCAGCAGCAUCAUCCUUCUUGACCUCAAAGACAGUGCAGGGAAAAUUACCUUUUAAUGAUGUAGUUCCAAGUAUGUCUAAUUAUGGAAAAAUGCCACAAAAUUUGCCAUUAAAUGACAGCUUAGCCAAUGUGAGUAAAAUGCCCCAAGGAGCAGGCUCAAUUGAUCAUGUUGCAGUUAACAGAAAUUCAAGUUCAGUUGCCAGUAGAUCCACAAAUAUAUCCUGUGCUGAUGAGAGACACCCAGCUAUGUCUCCAUUGAAUCCAUUAACUGUCAGUAGUUUUCCAAAAUGCAAUAUUAGCACAGAAAGUAAUAAUGAAAAUAGAAAAUAAUUCACCAUGUAUAAUACUUAUUGACCUUAUUUCAGUCAAAAGAAAAAUACAAGUAAAUUAACUAGAAUAAAUGGAAAUUUGAACUUCUCCAUUUUCAUAUAUAUAUAUAUAUAUAUAUAUAUAUAUAUAUAUAUAUAUAUAUAUAUAUAUAUAUAUAUAUAUAUAUAUAUAUAUAUAUAUAUAUAUAUAUAUAUACACACACACACACACACACAGUGGUACCUUGGAUUAUGCCUUUAAUCCAUUCCAUGACCCAGGGUACAACCUGAUUUGGGUGCAAGUUGGAUCUUCAUUUCCCAUUGAAAUCAAUGGGAAAUUAAUCUGUUCCAGUGCAAAAAAUUUUUUAAAUUUCCUCUAAUAUCACUUACAUCACAAACUAAUGGAUAAAGAAUGGUGGUGAUAUGAGGUAUCUGAAACAUAAGGAUCAUAAAGUAAUGUCUCCUGGCUCAGGAGUAAUCCCAAGUUACCUGGAGCAUCAGGAUCAAGACCACUCUCAUAUAUUCCAAUGAUUUUUUUUUUUUUUUUUCAAUGGUUAUCUCUCUUUUCUUCUUCCCACCACUUGCAUUAGAACUUUUCACUUGCUUUGGAGGUAUUUUCAGGGUAGAAUUAUCACAAAAUAAGAUGGGAAGAUGAUGGUGGAAUGCUGUGGCACUACUGGUAGCAUGGGCGCAAGUCAGGUUCAUGGGUGCAUGUCAAGGCAAAAUCUGAGCAUCUGGAAAGGAUGUAAGUUGGUUCAGACAUAUACCAGGACAGGCGUAGCCCAAGGAGCCACAGUAUGUACAGUAGGUUAAGCGACAACAAACAUGAUUCAUUCCAGUGUAGCAUUCGUUAUGGCAAAUGUGUUAUGGCGACUGAAGAACCCAUGGGAAAAAAUUAAUUGAUUCCAGGGAACCAGACAAUAACACAAAAAAAUUCCACUUUUUUUUUUAAAGUACAUCAAAAUGAGCACAUCUGCACUACCUACUACAUUUUAGAUAACACAACAAAUAUAUACAGUAGCCUCCUAAGUUUCACACCUAGUCCUAAAUUCUUACCAUCCCAAGCUUCACUCAUUAUCAUCCUGAAUUUUGCACUGCUUUGACAAGUAUUGGUCACAUUUACCUACUGUAGACAUCAGUAAACACCCAUAAGUCUGAGUCGUCUCUCUCUCUCUCUCUCUCUCUCUCUCUCUCUCUCUCUCUCUCUCUCUCUCUCUCUCUCUCUCUCUCUCUCUCUCUCUCUCUCUCUCUCUCUCUCUCUCUCUCUCUCUCUCUCUCUCUCUCACUCAAAGUUAGAACAAUCCUAAGGGAAAGAGACUGAUUGAGAAUGAAAAUGAAAUUACAUACAUGAAAGUGAGAGAGUGAGAAACAAUGAAGCAAAAAUUACAUAAAAUGAAUGAGAGAGAGAGAGAGAGAGAGAGAGAGAGAGAGGUAUCACUCUAGUCCCUUAUCUCUGAUAGAUAAGGGGGAUGGGAGGUGAUGGGGAGGGAGGUUUGAGACAAGACGAAAGAAGGGAGAGGAAAGGAAAAAAGAGAGGAAAUGACAGGUGGCAGAUAGGUGAGCACAGCAAGUGAGUUAGUUUUGCGAGUUUUUAGUUUGUUAUCCCGAUUAAAUUUUUAUUAAAAUUUCAGUGCUUGCAUGAAUGGCAAGUUCAUCUUGCCAAUUUUGGUUUAUUAUUCCAAUUAAACUUUUAUAGAAAUUCCAGUGCUUGCACAAGUGGUGAGUUUGUUAUGCCAGUUUUGGCUCAUUAUGAUGAUUAAAUAUUGAUUAAAA